Phytophthora infestans T30-4 is the source of this 321-nucleotide messenger RNA. RefSeq lists its product as uncharacterized. The transcript has a single exon. NCBI's taxonomy places the organism in Eukaryota, Oomycota, Peronosporomycetes, Peronosporales, Peronosporaceae. The record is from RefSeq and is a predicted model, not a curated record. The coding region runs from base 1 to 321 and encodes 106 amino acids.
AUGUAUCCGUGGUCGGCAAUUCAGAGUACGAUCAAACACACAAACGAUAAGUUGGCGGCCCGUCGUCAACGUACAAUACCAGAAGGGGACUUGUUUCGGUUUCUUGGAGUCCGACUCGCUAUUGCAGUAGAACCUAGACGAGGUGCCCUACGAACCUACUGGGAAAAAGACAUUCUUGAGGAUUUUGUUGGGGCCCCUCCCAAUUUUGGGGAACGUUUUGGUGUAUCACGUCACACAUUUGAACCCAUUUCGGGUGCAUUGUCGUUUGCAGAUGACGUGAUCUCGGAUGACCCAUGGAAGCCGAUGCGUGCUUCUUGCUAA